AUGCCUGCCGUCGAGACUAAGUUUGACCCCAAGGACAUGCAGUUCCGUCGCCUGGGACCCGCUGGGUUGAAGGUAUCGGUUCUGAGCCUUGGAGGUUGGUUGACGUACGGAGGAACCCAAAAAGGUUCCAUCGUGAAGGACUGCAUGCAAGAAGCAUGGAACCAUGGCAUCAACUUCUUUGACACUGCAGAGGUCUACGCAGCUGGCGAGUGCGAACUUGAAAUGGGAAAGGCUUUCAAGGAGCUGCAAUGGCCACGCGACGAGUAUGUCUUGUCCACAAAGGUCUUCUUUGGAACCCAGAGGAAGGAGCCGAACACUAGGGGUCUAUCCAAGAAGCACAUCGUCGAGGGCUUGAAGAGCUCGUUGAAGCGUCUUGAUCACUCUUACGUUGACGUUGUCUUUGCUCACCGCUACGAUCCUGACGUCGGGAUGAAGGAGAUUGUCGAAGCUUUCACCCAGACUAUUCAGAUGAACCUGGCAUACUACUGGGGAACUUCCGAGUGGUCUGCAGAGCAGAUCCAGGAGGCAUGUGACAUUGCCGAGAAGUACAACCUUAUCGCCCCUAUCGUCGAGCAGCCCCAGUACAACGCCUUCCACCGUGAGCGUUUCGAGAAGGAAUAUGCACCCUUGUACAAGAAGUACCAAUACGGAACGACCAUCUGGUCACCUUUGGCGUCAGGCAUGCUGACUGGUAAAUACAAUGACGGUAUUCCUGAGGACUCUCGCUUCGCCACGAACCCCGAAUUCUUCAAGAACUCAAUCGAGGCGCUGAAGAGUGAAGAGGGACAGGCUAAGAUCAAGAAGGUCAAGGAGCUAACCAAGAUUGCGGAAAAGCUAGGAGGUACCACUACUCAGCUUGCUCUUGCUUGGGCAGCCAAAAACCCGAAUGUGUCUACAGUCAUUCUUGGUGCGACGAAGCCCGAACAGGUCAAGGACAACUGUGGCGCUAUCAAGUUGCUCGACAAGUUGACACCGGAGCUCAUGGAGGAGAUUGAGAAGAUCCUCGACAACAAGCCGUAA
Alternaria postmessia is the source of this 1020-nucleotide messenger RNA. RefSeq lists its product as uncharacterized. The coding region runs from base 1 to 1020 and encodes 339 amino acids. NCBI's taxonomy places the organism in Eukaryota, Fungi, Ascomycota, Dothideomycetes, Pleosporales, Pleosporaceae. The record is from RefSeq and is a predicted model, not a curated record. The transcript has 6 exons.